This is a messenger RNA of Kockovaella imperatae, 1258 nucleotides long. RefSeq lists its product as hypothetical. NCBI's taxonomy places the organism in Eukaryota, Fungi, Basidiomycota, Tremellomycetes, Tremellales, Cuniculitremaceae. Bases 57 to 1187 code for a protein of 376 amino acids. The record is from RefSeq and is a predicted model, not a curated record. The transcript is spliced from 3 exons.
GUACCAAACUCCCUUUUUGACGUUUCUCUCCUCCCUCUGCAUCUUCGUACAGACUGAUGCCUGCAUCAGCUUACAAAAGCGGUGGCCGAGGUGGCUCUGGAUCUCGCUCGCAAGCUGCUCGAGAGCCGCCUGUAUCACUCCACAUGCAUCAGCCUACUUACCCUCCGUCUAACGCUACGAUUCAAGCGUACGAAGCGAAUCUCAUAUGGGAUGAACCUGAACGCGCGACAGAACAGGCUCAAAAGUCGACAGAGCUAUCCCAUGGGCGUCGAUCAGCUGGAAGAGGUCUGAUCCAGUGGCAUGGAGAGGAAGGGGAGGAGGAUAUCUGGAUCGACAGAUACGACAUCCUCCACCUCUUACCAUCUUUACCCUCUUCUGGACCUUCCAGAUCUCGGCAUGGACAAGGACGAUCGCCUCCUCCUAACCCUCCUCAUUCUCCAACCGCGUCAUCUUCUAACUCUCUCAGCUCUUCAUGGGCAGAUCUUCCGUCAGAUCUCGAACAGACAUUCGAAUUAUCCUCAGACGAAGAGUUUGAAGCCUACGAGCGAGAGAAGAAGAAGAAAUGGAUAGACGCGCUAAGGGAAGAGAGAUUAAGAGAGAGAGCGAAGGAGGAUCAAGUGAGAGAGAGGGAAGAUGAAAGUACGGCUAAGGCGAAGAGUGCAACUGUGUGGAAAGGGGAUGACGAGGUGCCUCCAGAUCCCAUUCUCACGUUGAUGUCCCACACUGCCAUGUCCUUGUCCAAAUCUCCCAACCCCUCACUCCUCGAGAUGAGAAUUCUCGCCAAUCACUCAACGGACGAGCGUUUCGCAUUUCUCAGAGGGAGAUGGAAAGAUAUAUGGGUACGAAUUAAGGAUGAAGUGAGGAGACAGCGACGUGUAGAACCGGGUCUCAAAGAGAAGGAAGAGCGGAAUGUGGGGAUGUUGGUCGGAGGAUACGAAAGUGAUGAACCAGAGGACGAGGCGGAAGAGGAUGAGGAGGAGGAAGAGCAAAUGGAUCGCGAGUCGAGAGAACCUUCAAACAGUCCACCGCCUCCACCACCUUCACCUCCGGGGGAUCCUCCUUCACAAGGUGAUAGAAGACAGAGCCCCAUUAGAUUGCCCGUUGUCGCGAAUGCCAACGACGAGGACAAGCGUCUAGAAAGACGACGCAAAGUGGAAGAAUGGAAGAUGCGUCGAGAAGCUCAAUGACGAGCGCGAGAGAGAGAGGUUGAUGCAUACAGGAAUGGUACAAUAUGGAUUGUUUGCGUCGUCUAUCGUGA